Messenger RNA from Anisakis simplex (herring worm), 918 nucleotides. The record is from the annotation of a GenBank genome assembly. NCBI's taxonomy places the organism in Eukaryota, Metazoa, Nematoda, Chromadorea, Rhabditida, Anisakidae.
AUGGGUCGAAAGAAGAAAAGAGCAAUUAAACCAUGGUGUUGGUAUUGUAAUCGUGAAUUCGAAGAUGAAAAAAUACUCAUCCAACAUCAAAAAGCAAAACACUUCAAGUGUCAUAUAUGUCAUAAGAAACUUUUCACAGGACCCGGUCUAGCUAUACAUUGCAUGCAGGUUCACAAGGAAACUAUCGACAAAAUACCGGCAGCGUUACCAGGCAAAGAUUCUGUCGAGAUUGAAGUAUAUGGUAUGGAGGGCAUACCCGAUGAUGGUACUUCAGACGAAACGCUGGCAAAAGUUUCGAAACCUAUGACAACUGCAUCAAUACCAAGUCCACUUCAACCGCCGCUUACUGCUUUCCCAAUGCUUCCACCAGGAAUGCCGCCAAUGAUGCCUGGAUUUCCCCCACUGCCACCACCAGGUGCAGUAGUACCGCCGUUUAUGCCACCAUUUAUGCCUGGCUCACAUCUGCCCCCUCGAAUGUUACCGCCCGUCCCGAUGAUGGCAGCACCUACAUCAAAUGCUGUUACUGCAGCCACCAUUUCAGGUGUUCCUAUGCCUCCAGUCGUUGGGGCACGACCCAGUUUAACACCUAAACCACCGCCACCAUCAAAUCACAUUCCGAAUCCUCCUCCCCCUAGUACAUCAGCCGUCUCAGCCACACCACAGCCCACAGCAACAGCAGCAGUACCGGUUGCCUUUCCAGCAUAUAGUAACAAUGGGACGGAUGCAACAUCGAAAAGUGCUCAUAUAACCGAACAAAAAGCACCGUUAGAUUCGCCAAGCGCUGUUGCGCUCACCAACCCAGCAACAACAACAACAACCACAAUCGUUCAUAAACUUGGUUCCAAGACACAGCUGAUGCAUAUUGAUGAUACAAUUUCAAUGGAAGAACGAUUGGCACUGUUGAAGGGAGUGAUGUAA